This is a messenger RNA of Oryzias latipes (Japanese medaka), 2607 nucleotides long. RefSeq names its product eomesodermin homolog b (gene eomesb). Gene Ontology annotation, molecular function: RNA polymerase II cis-regulatory region sequence-specific DNA binding; DNA-binding transcription factor activity, RNA polymerase II-specific. Lineage: Eukaryota; Metazoa; Chordata; Actinopteri; Beloniformes; Adrianichthyidae. The record is from RefSeq and is a predicted model, not a curated record. Gene Ontology annotation, cellular component: chromatin; nucleus. Gene Ontology annotation, biological process: mesoderm formation; CD8-positive, alpha-beta T cell differentiation involved in immune response; positive regulation of DNA-templated transcription.
UCAUGGCCACAAGGAGGGAGUGCGUCUCCGCGCUCUGAUUGGCCCGCCUCCACGCAGCUCGGCCUUUAUUCUGAAACACAUAUUGCUGAGCUCUCUACCCAAAACACAACAUGAUGUCACAGGCGGGCACAGGACGGACGCAGCGGGUUCAAGUCGUUUAAGAAAGCAGGUCUUGACCCCAAAUUAGAAACGGAUACUGCGGGGGGGACGAGAGUCGCUUGUCUUCAGUGGAUGCUCAAAGAAGAGGCUGUUAACAAGGGACACCUAAGAGUUUUGGUAGAUUCUUCCUGUGAGAACGCAUCUCUUCUGAAAGAAAAAAAGGCACCUUAAUUGGGACCCAAAACGCUUAUAAUUUACUUGAGAAGCGCAGGAGAAGCAGUCAUGCUCGGCACUGAAGCAGAAAACAGCUCAUACUCCACAAAAGAGACGGCGGACGCGAGGCGCAAGUCUCCGGCCGCGGAUGCAGAGGAGCCAGGCAACAGGUACGCAGAGCAGGGGAUGGGCUCCGAGCGCUACUACGUCCCUGCCACGACCUCUAAGCAAACCCCCGAGGCAGCGAACCCCUGCUCUUUCAUCCCCUACACCGCCAGCGGGACCAUGUACGGCCCGUCGAACGCCGCCAGGUACUCCUCGUCGCUCCACCUGGGCUCCGUGCUGCCUCCAGCAGGGUUCUCGUCGUCCUCCGGCGGGCGCAGUCACUUCGGGCCGUCCUAUCAGCUCGGCCAGAGUCCGGGCUGCAUUUAUCACCCGUACACCGGCUCGGGGCCCGCUCUCAGCAACAUGACGCUGCCAGGCGGCGGCCCCGGGGCCAGGGCCCAGGUCUACCUCUGCAAUCGGCAGCUUUGGCUGAAGUUCCACCGGCACCAGACGGAGAUGAUCAUCACCAAGCAGGGCAGGCGGAUGUUUCCUUUCCUCAGUUAUAACAUUACCGGUCUGAAUGUGACUGCGCACUAUAACGUGUUCGUGGAGGUGGUUCUGGCCGAUCCAAACCACUGGAGGUUUCAGGGGGGCAAAUGGGUCACCUGUGGGAAGGCGGACAACAGUGGCCAAGGGAACAAGGUCUACAUCCACCCAGAAUCUCCAAACACGGGGGCCCACUGGAUGAGACAAGAAAUCUCCUUUAGCAAACUCAAACUGACCAACAACAAAGGGACCAGCCACAGCACAGCGCAGAUGAUUGUUUUGCAAUCACUGCAUAAGUACCAGCCACGGCUGCACAUUGUGGAGGUGACGGAGGACGGAAUUGAAGACAUCACCAGUGACCUGAAGACCCAGUGCUUCACCUUUCCCGAGACCCAAUUUAUAGCAGUUACUGCCUACCAGAACACUGAUAUUACACAGCUGAAAAUUGAUCACAACCCUUUUGCCAAAGGAUUUAGAGAUAAUUAUGACUCGAUGUACACAGCUCCAGAGAAUGACCGCCUAACCCCAUCUCCAACUGACUCCCCCCGUGCCCACCAGAUUGUCCCUGGCACCCGGUACACAAUGCAGCCCCUCUUCCAAGACCAGUUUGUCAACAAUCUUCCCCAAAACCGCUUCUACAACUGUGAGAGAGCAGUUCCGCAAACCAACAGCCUUCUUUCGUCUCAAACGGAAGACGGCACAUCACAAAGGUGGUUUGUGACCUCCAUGCAACAGGGUGGAAGUGGAGCCACCAACAAGCUCGAUCUCACCCCCUAUGACGGGGACUACUCAAACUCCCUGUACCCGUACGGCAUCAAGUCGCUAUCCAUGCAGACCUCGCAUGCUCUUAGCUACUACCCAGACGCUCCUUUCACCACAAUGUCGGCCGGGUGGAGCACAAGGGCAGCAUACCAAAGAAAAGUCACCCCCAGUCUGCCAUGGUCUCCCAGACCUAGCCCUACUGCAAGUUUCCCUGAGGACUCAGACAAAGUUAAACCGCACACAGAGGAGGAAGUGAAUGGAAGUGAAGCCCUAAUCAGCUCUUGGACUGAGAGCCACCCUUCAGCCCUCUCGCCAGACAAGACUGGUUCAUAUUCCAUGACUUGCAAACGGCGGCGGUUGUCUCUUAACAGCACAAGUACAGAGGACUCAGCCACCAAGUGUGGGGACCUAGCGUCCCCUGCCACAAACAGCUCCUACAGUAAAGAAACUCCUCCAUCCAAAGGAAUGACAGCUUACUAUCCCUUUUAUAGCAACCCCUGAGUUUUACUUCCGAGAAAGGGCCUCAUGUCGUGAGUCGUUCACUCUCCACUGUUAUUAAGCAUUGUUUUAGAUUUGGAAAUCUGAGGAACCUGUUGUGGCAAUGGCAUUCAGCUUUUUCCUUGGAAAAAAAAGAGGUCUGCAUUUUAAAGAUGGAUGUGACCUUGUGGAAAAGUAUUUUAUUAUUUGUUCAUUUAAAAAAAAUGUUUUGGCUGUAGCAUUUGUGGUACCCUCAUUAAAAAGGAGAACAUUGUAUGUCUUAUUGCCACACACACAUUUAUGCAUCUACUUUGACUGUGAGAUUAUGUGUUUACAGAUUAUUUAUUGAUGGGCUGUUCUUUAGGAAACGUGUGCACUCUUAUAAGACAAAGAAUAUGCUGUAUAUAACUUCUCUGCAAAGGUCAAAUGUUUGAUAAUAAAAAGCUUAUGUGUUCCAUUGGAAAA